AUGGGGAAGUCCGCAAUUACCAAUACAAAUUUAAUAUCAUCAUCAAAUUCAAUUAAUAAAUUAAUAACAACAACCAAUACUAAUCCUAACAUUACAAGUAAUACUUCAUUAAAUAAUAAUAAUAUCAAUAAUAACAAUAAUUUCAAUAAUAGAAGUUAUCAAAAUCAAUCUUAUAAUUAUAAUACAGAUACUGCAGAUAUAAUUGACCUUAAUAAUCAAUUUAAUAAAUAUAAUAACACAAGUAAUAAUAAUAAUUUUAAAAACAUCAACAAUAUUAGUAAUAAUUCAAAUAAAUUAUCUCAAUCAAUUGGGAAUAAAAAUGAUCAAUUCUUUAUAAGUAAUAAUAAUAAUACUAAUAAUACUAAUAAUAAUAAUUACAAUAAUAAAAGCGUAACAACUCCAAUAAGAUCAAUAAAUAAUUCAAUUGAUUAUAAAUCUAAUAUUUUCAGCAACACUGAAAAACAACCUUAUUUUCAAUCAAGUAAUCAAUAUUAUUUAACACCAACUUCUAAUAAUACUUCACCUAAUCAAUCAAAUUAUAAUAAUAAUAUAUAUAAUAUGAGUUAUCUACAACAAAGUCAGCAGCAACAACCACAAAAGCAACAACCAAUACAUCAUCAUAAUCAGCAACAGCAUCAUCAGCAACAACAAAUGCAAAUGCAAAAUCCUCAGUUAUUUACAAAUCCAUAUUCAAAUAAUCCUAUAUAUCAACAAAGAUCACAACAUCAACAACAACAACAGCCGCAGCAGACAAGUCCGUCAAUUCCUCAACAACAAUCUCAACAACCUUUAAGUGGUAGAGUUAGAGGUGAUUCAAUAUUUUUACCACCUCCAAUAACGUCAAGGUCAAAUACUGAACAAGCUUAUGAAACAACAUCAGGUAAUCUAAGUCAAAGUAAUUUAUUAGGUUCAAGAUCAAAUAGUAUAUUUAGUUCAUUAAUUAAUAUACCUGGUUCAAAUGGUAAUUCAAUAAGUGAACCUUCUUCAUCAUCUAUAAUGCAUCAACAACAGCAACAACAGCAACAGCAACAGCAGCAACCUCAACAAGAUUCAUAUAAUUCCGCAGGCGGAAAUAAAUCAUAUUCAAAUAAUCCAAUACCCAAUUUACCACCAACAACAACCAGAGCACGUCAAAUGUCAUUAGUACCUAAUCAAGAAUUUACAAUUGAAGAUUUAGAAAAUUUAUUUGGUAAUAGUAAAGAAAGUAUGGCAAAUUUAUUUGCAUGGCAACAAGGAGAUCCAAAAUUAUCUUUGAGCGGAUCAUCUAAUCAAAAUAUAGGUGGAAGUAAUGUUAAAUCAAAAGCUGGUUCUAUUGAUUUAUCGUCUUGGGUAGAUAGUACUAAUCAACCUGGUUCUAUUGGAUUCAGUAAUAGUAUAACUGAAAUUAUUCAAAAUAUGAUAUCAAAUGGUUCAUUGGAUUUAACAAAUAUGAGUAAUCAAGAAAGACGUGAUUCCAUCUUGAAAAUUAUUACUGAUCAAAAUACUUUUAGAAAUCAAAAAAAUUCAAUCAAUUCUGCCAAUUCUAAUACAAGUACAAAUUUAAGACAAGACAUUUUUGAUAAGAAUAAAAAUAGUACGAAAGAGGAACAACAACAAAUUGCACCACAUCAACUGCCACAAGUUGCAUAUAAUCAAACUUUAAAACGAGAAAAAGAUGUAUCACCAACUUCAUCAAUGUCAUCAAAAACUUCAAAACCAAAAGAUGAAGCUCCACAAUCACCUAAAACAUCACCAACACUUUAUAAUAAUACUCAAAUUCAAGAUCCAUAUUCAAAUUCUCAAAGACCAUCAACGAAUCCAAUGUCACAAAAGAUUUUUCUGAAUUCUAUAAAUCCAAUAUCACCAAAUAAUCCAUAUCCAUAUUCACAAUUUCCAAGUUUUAGUAAUGUUUUAGGUUUUCAAGGUAUGCUGCCAGCUGGUAAUCGUCAAAAUAGUUUUAUUGGUAAUUAUCAAUAUCAAAUGACACCUCAAACUCAACAACCACCACAACAAAUGAUUCCUCAACAAAUGCGUCCACAAGUUCAACAUCAACAACCUUAUCAAAAUAUGGCUUUUCCACCUCAAUCCAUGUCAUCAAUACCUCAACAACAAUACUAUAUGCCGCAACAACAACAACAACAGAUGUAUCAACAACCAUUUCAGCAGCAACAACAACAAUUAUCAUCACCACCACAAAAUAAAAGACCUAGAAAACAAUCUACCAAAAGAACUAGAAAGUCAAAGGAUUUACAACCAGCAAUAACAACACCAAGUGUGCCUGAAAAUUCAAAUUUAGUACCUGCACAACAAUUUGCACAAUCUGAAGAUGGUAGACCUUUAUUGGGAGCUACAAGGAUUGAUCAAUUAAUGUUAGUUAUACAAGCAAGAGAAAAAGGAGUUACAAAAGCUAUUGAUCAAGGACCAGAUGGUAGUAUAUUGGCAUCACCAGAACAAUAUCGUCAAGGUCAUUAUAAUGAAGAUCAAUCUGGGGUAUUGCCAAAACCAAUAAGUUUAGUUGGAGGAGUUGAUAAACCUCAUAAACCAAAACAUCAUCAUGAAAAAGAUCAUCAUAAUAAUGGAAGUAAUUCAAAUGAAAAUGAAGAGAGUGAUGAAGAAGAAGAAGCAAGAGUUAAAAAACGUAAAAACAAGAAUCAACAAUGUCCUUAUUGUCUAAAAUAUUUUACUCAAUCAACUCAUUUAGAAGUUCAUAUAAGAUCUCAUAUUGGUUAUAAACCAUUUGAAUGUACAUAUUGUCAUAAAAAAUUCACUCAAGGAGGAAAUUUAAGAACUCAUUUAAGAUUACAUACUGGUGAAAAACCUUUUACAUGUGAAAUAUGUACAAGAUCUUUUAAUAGAAAAGGAAAUUUAGAAGCUCAUAAAUUAACUCAUGAAAAUGUUAAACCUUAUGAAUGUAAAUUAGAUAAUUGUGAUAAACUGUUUACUCAAUUAGGUAAUUUAAAAUCUCAUCAAAAUAGAUUUCAUUUAGAAACUUUAAAUACUUUAACUCAUAAAUUAGCUGAAUUAAAUGGUGAUGCAAUAAAUAAUUUACCAAUUGAUGAAAAAAAUUUAUUAAUUUAUUUUAAAGACUUAUAUAAAAAUUCAAAUAAGGGAAUUAGAGGUAGAGGUAAACAACAUAAAGAUGAUGAUUCUAUUGUGGAUGGUAAUAUUGAUGGUAAUAUUGAAAAUUAA
Molecule: messenger RNA, 3168 nt
Organism: Lodderomyces jiufengensis
Lineage: Eukaryota; Fungi; Ascomycota; Pichiomycetes; Serinales; Debaryomycetaceae
Exons: 1
Coding region: 1-3168 (1055 amino acids)
Biological process (GO): regulation of transcription by RNA polymerase II
Molecular function (GO): DNA-binding transcription factor activity, RNA polymerase II-specific; RNA polymerase II cis-regulatory region sequence-specific DNA binding
Source: RefSeq, a predicted model, not a curated record